This is a messenger RNA of Nezara viridula (southern green stink bug), 534 nucleotides long. NCBI's taxonomy places the organism in Eukaryota, Metazoa, Arthropoda, Insecta, Hemiptera, Pentatomidae. The record is from the annotation of a GenBank genome assembly.
AUGUUGUUGCUACUGAGUUCGCUGGUAGCGCUGUGGUCUGUCGCAGCAGAGCAGUGUGGUGGCGUACUCACCGAUCCAACCGGUGUCAUUCAAACUCCAAGUUUUCCUGAAGCCUUCCCGGUACCUAUAAGAUGCCAUUGGCUGAUCGAUUCCUCCGCGCUCCCUGAAGACGAAGUUCAAAUCGUGGUUUACUUGACACAACUCUUCGUCACCACCGGCCUCACCUUCACGGAGUACGCCUUCUACGACCCGGAAGAUCCGAGUCUUCAGAGGAACCCCUCUCUUCUGCUGUCCGUCACCGAACAGAACUCCAUCACCACAAGAUGGCUCUUUACCAACUCCAGGUUCCUGGUCAUCGAGCUGGAACUGGACCGGCUGGAGGGUAACCACGUCCGAGUCCUUGACCAUCUCCUCGAUGUCUUCGGCUUCAACAUCACCUACGAGAUGGUCACCGAGCCGGUCAGGAACGACAGCUGUUCUCUCACCGACUGCUCUUUCGCUGGGAAUUGCUACAUCAAUUCCGACUACACGUGA